AUGUCUGCUCUCGCAACUGAAAGUAAUUUCUCAUAUGGUAGCGAUUUAAGUGCCUCUGUGAAAGUUCGCGAUACUGUCAAUAGAUUAAUAAAUAGGAAAAAUGAUAAGAGGGUAAAGAACGAAUUAACUGAUAAAACAAAUUCAGUUAAUAUAAGUGAUAAUAUUAUCACAACGAAUACCAAUAUUUUUAUGCCCUCAAAUAACAAUAAUUUAAAUAAUAUUGAUAAUAGUAUCACGAACAUAGAAUAUUCAAAUUUAUUACUAACAUUACUGGAAAAGAGAGCUAUUAAAGAAAAUAACGAAAAUAAUCAAAAAGUUAUCCAAAAAUUGGAAAAUAUUGAGAAUUUAGUUAAAGGGUUACAGAAAUCCGAAGUAGACAUUUCUAAAAUAAAAUAUAGUGAAUGGGAAAAAAUACGAAUGUCUACUGGUCUCAAGUUUGAGGCAAUUGACCUUAAACUAAAGCAGGAGACAAAAAAUAAUGCAUUCCAAUGGGAUGACAGAACAGAAAGAGAGAAAAAGGAUAGUAUAAGAGAUGAUACCCUGCCAAUAAAACUCGUUGGUACUACAGAUGCAGCUGUAGUGGAUAGGCUUUCUAUUUCUUCUAGGAUCCCUCAACAUCACAUUCGGAUCCUUUUUGAGUUAAAGAAAUCCAUCAGUGAUGGAAAUUUAUACCAAGCUUUGGCAGAACUAACUGCCGGAGAUUUAAAAUCUAUACAUGCUGUUUUGGCAGUACUUACAGAUUUACGAGAUGAUUGGCAAUUUUUUUACUUUGAUGAUGAAAUAAUAGGAACAUUUACUCUUCCAAGAAGUAAGGCAGUGGCAUUAAUACAGAUAAAUAUGAAAUCUGCGGAUCAAGAGUUAAAUGAUGAGAUAGAGGUAAUGGAGCCAUUGCCAAAAAGGCAAAAGCUUAAACACGUAAUGAAUAUCAGGUAUAUGAAAAGUGAAGUAUUUAGUGCAAUUUCAUCAUCACAAAAUCUUGAGACUUCUUAA
Molecule: messenger RNA, 990 nt
Organism: Rhizophagus irregularis DAOM 181602=DAOM 197198
Lineage: Eukaryota; Fungi; Glomeromycota; Glomeromycetes; Glomerales; Glomeraceae
Source: RefSeq, a predicted model, not a curated record